Molecule: messenger RNA, 1632 nt
Organism: Protopterus annectens (West African lungfish)
Lineage: Eukaryota; Metazoa; Chordata; Ceratodontiformes; Protopteridae
Gene: PPM1M
Product: protein phosphatase, Mg2+/Mn2+ dependent 1M
Exons: 11
Coding region: 1-1632 (543 amino acids)
Biological process (GO): protein dephosphorylation
Molecular function (GO): protein serine/threonine phosphatase activity
Source: RefSeq, a predicted model, not a curated record
AUGAAAUUAAUUAUUGAAGAGAAUGAAAGUAAACAGUUUGAGCUGGGAAGGGAGAUUGAUGAACUAGAUAAAUGUAUCAAAACUGAUUUAAUUUAUGGUAUUAAAGAAGAAAGGGAUAAAUAUUUCAAAAUAAGGAGAGAUAUAGAUGGCAAAUGUGAGGGAAUAAUACAGCGCAAGAUAGGAAAGUUAAAUAGGGACAUCAAUGAGUAUGAGAGUAACACAAGUUACCCGAAACCUGUAUAUCAGGGUAAUAAUUUAAAUGGUUUUAAAAGGAAAUGGAACAAUAACUAUUAUGAAAAUAAAAGAAUGUAUGGUAGUAGGAAGGAAUACAAAUGGAAAGAGGAAGUAUAUGAUAUGGAUUUUCCACCACUUGUGGUUACUGCCUGGAUGCCAGCAAUGAUGAAACUUAGAGCACUUGAAAGGAAAUCAACUACAAAAAGUGAGGAGGAAACGCUGGGCGCAAAGAAUCCCGAAGCUGUUCAGCAAAUCAGUUCACGCUUUGUUCAGUCACGGCCUCCCAGCCAGCACUGUGCCCAAGGCAACUGCUUAGGUGACAUUGGAAGGGCCUACAAAUGCCUAACAAAAGAAUAUUCUGAGAAUGACUAUAUAAGAUGUUACUACUGGGCGCUGUUUGAUGGCCAUGGCGGUCACAUGGCAUCUCUGAUGGCCUCCGAAUACCUUCAUAGACUCAUAAAAGUCCAGCUGCAAGAGAUUAUGCCAGCCAUAUUAAGUGAUGUUCCCCCAGUUCAUUUGAACAACACAAAGGUAUUACCGAAUGAUCAGUCUUUCGUUAAAGAUAAGCACAUCUCCAUGGAACAAGUGGUGAUUGGAGCUUUGGAGCAUGCCUUCCAGCAAUGUGAUGACUUGAUGUCUGUACAUAUGAAUGAACCAGGAGGAUGUACGGCAUUGGUCGUACUCAGUCUGCAGGGCCGACUCUACAUAGCAAAUGCAGGAGACAGCAGGGCUGUCCUUGUAGAGAAGAGCAACGUUACUCAGCUAACCAGGGACUUGACAGCAGAAAAUGAGAGGCAGAGGAUACAGCAGAUGGCCUUCACAUACCCACAAUUAUUGGGUAAUGAAUUCACAAGGUAUGAGUUUCCCCGAAGGUUAAUGAAACAGGAAGUGGGAAAGAAAGUUCUAUACAGAGAUUACUUCAUGACGGGCUGGGGUUACAAGCUCAUAGAAGAUGAUGACCAAAAAUACCCUUUAAUACAUGGACAUGGAAGGCAGACACGGAUAAUGGGAACUCUGGCUGUAUCUCGGUGCUUUGGAAACCAUAAGCUGAAAGUUUUUGAUACAAACAUUCUUGUCAAGCCAUUCCUGUCAUGCAUUCCAGAGGUGAAGAUGGUGGCAUUUAGUGAGCUUCCAACAGAUGUAAAUGAUGUUCUAAUUGUGGCCACAGAUGGACUUUGGGAUGUCAUCUCUAACAAAGAAGUAGGUGAAAUUGUACGGACAUUUCUCAGUGACAACAGCCAUGAACCACAAAGGUUUUCUCUCCUGGCCGAACAUCUAGUGUCUAAGGCAAGAGGAACUCAAAAUGGCUAUGAAUGGACUCAGGAAAAUGGGGCUCACGCAUCGUAUGAUGACAUAUCAGUAUUUGUAAUACCACUCUGUAACAGAGAGAGUAGUUAA